Messenger RNA from Ahaetulla prasina, 8918 nucleotides. It is a transcript of the gene SYT16, whose product is annotated as synaptotagmin 16. The record is from RefSeq and is a predicted model, not a curated record. NCBI's taxonomy places the organism in Eukaryota, Metazoa, Chordata, Lepidosauria, Squamata, Colubridae.
CGCGUGCGUAAAAUCCGCUCCCCACUCUCCCUCCCCCCUCCUCUUUUCCACGAGGGAAGGGAGCGAAGUAAUGGAUUAAAGGAUGCGCCUCCUUACCGAUUAAUGGAAGAGCGGCUGCUGCUGAGGCGAGGUGGGGAAGCAGGUGGCUGAGAAACGACUGUCGCCGCCCCUCCGCGAGUCCUCGGUUGGAAAAGUGGGUCUCUUCAACUGCUGCUGCAGCAGCGAUGGCGACCGAUAUUACUCCUGAAGCAAUUGGGUUCCUCUCUGCUGUUGGGGUCUUUAUAGUUCUCCUUGCAGUCCUCUCCCUCUUCAUCAACAAGAAGCUCUGUUUUGAAAAGAUUGGAGGUCUUCCCUGCUUGGAGCAACAAGGGAAGCACAAGCACUACAAAGAAAAAUCUGGGGUUCGGGAGGGUCUUGCUCACAGAGCACUGAAUCUGAUACACUGGCAAAGAGGAACAGCUGGAAUUUAUGACCAUCACAGGUUUUGCUCAUUAAUAUAUAAAAGUAUGGCUUCAGAGGAUGUCUUAAGCUUCUUCCAGCCUUUUUCCUCCUGGAUAUCUCGAGUCUAUGAGGCUUUCCAGCAAGCAGGAGAAUCCUUAUCUUCUUCGUUGAAUAAUCUGGGAAGCAAACCAGAUCAAAAUGGAUUUGAUGGGGAAGAUGAGGAUUUAGAAGACAGUGAUGGGCUUUAUGAACGCUACUCUGUAGGUUCUGAUGAUGACAGUACUUCAAGUCAGGAGAGUGAGAAAUCUCAUCAUUCUUCAUCAUCCUAUCAAGAUCUUGCUUCACCUGAAUCUUCAGAUCUUGAUUUGUAUUGGUCUGAGCAGGAAGGAACCACCUCAGAGGAAUACUUUGAGGAUGCCUCCCAUAGAGUCUACCAAAGUUACAAGAGUUAUCAAGCUAUGGAAACUCUCCCCACUAUCCCUGAGGAGGAGGAACAUCUCCACUCCAAGCAAACUAAGAACCUUUCAUGUAGCUGGGACGUGAACAGUUAUGGGGAUGAUGAAGAUCUAACAACAUCCUCAGACAGUGAUGAAGAGGUGAUUAAACAGUUUGAGAUCUCAGUUUCUCGUUCGCAGAGCUUUCGAUCAGGAGUUUCUGAAAAAGGGAUCCAAGCAGGUUUGGAGCACAGGCCAAAAUUUAACAGCUUGUUGUCAAAUCAUGAAGAAUACAGUACUGAGGCCUCUGAAAGUGAAGAUUUAGAUGGGUUCAGCCACCUGAGUUACCAGGACAACCUGUCUUCUCAUGAAGAUGACCUUCUAUCCAUCAGUUCGAGAGUGGUGGAGAGCAGGGGCUCUGGGCAGCCAAAAGACUCUGAGGUGGAUGUUAAUGCAACACUCGGCCUCAGCCGACAAGAAACCGAAGGGAGUUUGGAAAUGGAAACAGCUUUCAGCAAUCAAGGAUUUGAAGGGAAUGAUGAAACUGACAGCUCAUCAGCUUGGAGUCCAGAGGAACAUGAAGAAGCAAAUGUUCUCCCAGCUCAUACCAGUGCCUAUGAGCCAAUUUCAAGAUGUGGUGACUUAGAUGUCCUCUUUGAUUACAAACCAUCGAGCCAGAAAUUGGUGGUGACUAUUGUCGAAGCUAAAGAUAUCCCAGACAAGGACCGCAGUGGAGCAAGUACCUGGCAGGUACACACAGUCCUGAUGCCCAGCAAGAAACAGCGAGGGAAGACAAGUGUCCAGAAAGGGCCAAAUCCAUUGUUCAAGGACAAAGUGACCUUCACUAAGUUGGCACCUGAAAUGCUGUGCAGUUACGCCCUCCGGUUCCGUCUCUAUUCUGUGCGCAAAAUGAUGAAGGAGAGAAUGAUGGGGGAACAGUUGUUUUAUCUUAGCCACCUCAACCAAGAGGGGGAAAUGAAGACCACGCUGGUUCUGGAACCAAGGAGCAACUUAUGUAGUGGAGGCUCCCAACUGAGUCUUUCGGCCAUCUCUCACAGUGACAGUGCUUCUUCAACCCAGUCUCUGUCCCAUGGAGGAGUUCCAGAAUUGCUAGUAGGACUAUCCUACAAUGCUACAACAGGCAGACUGUCGGUUGAGAUGAUCAAAGGCAGCCACUUCCGGAACCUUGCCAUUAACAGACCACCAGAUAGUUAUGGGAAACUCUGCCUUCUGAACUCUGUCGGUCAAGAAAUGUCUCGCUGCAAGACAUCUGUUCGACGAGGACAGCCAAAUCCUAUCUACAAAGAGACGUUUAUCUUCCAAGUUGCCUUGUUCCAGCUCUCAGACGUCACCCUGAUGAUCUCCAUUUACAAUCGCCGCAGUAUAAAGCGCAAAGAGAUGAUUGGCUGGAUUUCUAUGGGUCAGAACAGUAGUGGAGAAGAAGAGUUAAGUCAUUGGCAGGAGAUGAAGGAAUCCAAAACACAGCAAGUGUGUAGGUGGCAUAUGCUCCUGGAGUCUUAAUGGCAACCUCAGCCGUUCCAACAGGUGCAGGGCAUCCUUCUUGCUAUAUAAAGGACUAUAUCAUCGGUUUCUGUUAUAACUGGACUUCUGAUGCUCUUUACUAAUGGAAUUAUUCUGUUAGGUUAUUGCCCUGUUAUUUUUAGUUAUAGGAAAUUGCUUGAAGUAACAGGUAGGCAAAUUGGGUUAGAACUUUAUGCUCUCCCUUCGCCCGUCAAGAAUUGAGAUUGAGUGUUCAAUAUCAUCUCAGUAUUUUCACCGGUAAUGAGAUUUGCUCUUGGUCAUGUCACUGUAAAGAGCCAAAUUUGGAUGGGUGAGGUAUGUGCCUUUGUUGUGAGGAAAGGCUGCAAAAAUGAUCACGAAAUAGUGAUCAUGAAAAUGGUUUUCAGUGGUACCUUGGUACUCAUUGUUAAUUGGUUCUGGGUGGUGCGAUAAGUACGAAAAACAAUGACUACCAAACAAAUUUUUCACAUAAGGAAUAAUGUAAAUAAAAAUUCAUUCCCAAACCAAAGACAGUGCACAUUUUAAGGCAAAACGUAAAAAGACAGGGUUGUAUAUCAUUACUUAAGAAAUAAAUCUAAAAAUAAACACCUAGAUUAAAUAAAAUAAAAACUUCACUUUACCUGUACUGGUGGGUGGGGAGUCAAAAAUACACAAAAUGACCACAGAAGUUAAAAUAACACUGCAAAGGGAUGUGCACAGGACAAGAGCUAUCGCAUGAUUAAUGCAUCAAUCUUUGUUUCAUCUGGAAAGGGUAGCGAGUCAUGAGGCAGCCGACACCGACAAGUUCUAGCUUGUGCAUUGAGUACUAAACAAAUGAUGAGUUUCAGAGCAGUUGAGUACCAAGGUUCCACUGUAUUUGGAGAGUUUUGUGGAAUGGUUUCUGGCCUAACCCACUUUUUCAUCCCAGAAUCGUUCACUUAUGAGUACUUGGCUCAGUCCUAAUUCUCUGACUGCAAUAAAUAAGAUGAAUUUUGAUUCCUGACAAAUAGUCACUUAAAAAAAUCUCUUUAUAAAAAGAGGCUUCCCAAAGGCUUAGUUUGAACCAUGUGCACAUAUACCAGAAUAUACCAGAUAUGUGCAUGUUGUCAUUAAUGCAACUUAAUUGCAAAAUGAUAUUGAACUCGGAGUGUUCAGUAUCCUACAUUUACUAUAUUUGGUUUUCCCCCCAGAAAGAAAGCCAUAUUUCAGUCUGGCUACUUGAAUGUUCCAUGACAGCAAGGAAAUAACAUGUGGAUGUGGGCUCCAUCUAUUCCUUUUAAUCUAUAAUGUUCUAUAAAGCCAAACACUUGUGCUUUAUAUUAGGUUCUCCAUAGGCAUGCAUGCAUUAUUACUGUUAUCACCAUGGAAGCCAUGGGUCCCCUUAGCAGUUCUAGCUCUGUGAGUGCUAAAAAAAGAAAUCAAGAGACUGGAUGCCUACAGUAUUGAUAGCAGCUUUCUUGAAUCUGGUACCAUCCGAGUGUGCAAAACUCUAAUUAUGAUGCUCUUAACUAGGAAGACAUCUGAUUGGGAAAGGUUGAUUUUAGGAAAGUAUAGUGCUUCAGGGAUUAUUUACAAAGACGAUAGUGGUAAAAAAGACAUAUUCCUUUGUUAGGAAGCUCUGGAAUGUGCUCAGAUACCAUGUGACCAGUGAUCUCUCCUGAUAAUUGACUUCUCUGAAAGGCUACACAAGAGCCUCUGCAGCAUGCAAAAACAAAAAAAGUUUUGAGAAACACACUAUUUGAAAUAAGUUGUAAAUAAACUUCAAAACCAUCUUAGAAAUGGGCCAGAGAGUAUAUUUAUAACAGAAUGCUGGUGAUGCGGACUUCCUUAUUUAAAACCUGGCCACCAUGGUUACAGAACACUAAUUCACCAUACUACUGCUUAUUGUCCUCGGCAUCCCAUCCUACCGGAUACCAUUUAGGGUCCUGCUUAUUUUAUCUUUGUCUUUUGGGGGAUCCAUUUGACACAUUUUCUACUCUAGGGGUUUCGCUUAUGGUUUCUAUAUUAUGAGGACACUUAAAGGGCCCAUUUGAAUCUCAAAAGGCAUUCUAGAAAAUAAAAAUUAUGGUUGGAAGCUGGUAGUAGGUUUUAUAGCAUAUCUUGUCAUAUUUCCUGAUACUUUUACUUUAAAAUAUUUUAUAUUGUUUCCAUGUUUUAAAUAAAAUAGUUGUUCUUAAAUGUUAAAAGACCAAUGGGACACGGAGCCUGGGAAAUAAUAAGGAAAGUGAAGUACUGUGUUCCCCGAAAACAAGACCCUGUCUUAUAUUUUGUUUUUGAACCCCAAAAUAAGCGCCUGGCUUUAUUUUCAGGGAGGUCUUAUUAUUUUGGGGCGUGUGGAGCAAGAUGGGGUUCCUCUUGCCACCUUACCUGAUUUUCAGCUCUGUCUUUCUAACCCAAACUAGAGGAAAUGGCGGGGAUCAGCUGCGCAUGCGUUUAAAUAUUUUUCGGGGAGGGCUUAUUUUUUGGAGGGGGGCUUGUUUUAGCGCAUGCACUUAAAAGCCCAAUUGGGCUAAUUAUCAGGGGAUGUCUUUUUUGGGGGGAAACAGGACAUCUGUGGGUACUUCACCUUUAGGCACUGUGUUGGGAACAACCAAAAUAGGUUGUUGACUGGAUAUAAAGCCUUCCUGUCCAAGCUCUUUUCUAAAAUGCUGGAGAUCAAAUUGAGGAUCUUCUGCUUGGAAAGAAUAUACAGUAUACUGCAACUCAGUGAUGGCCUUUCUAGAGGAAUGUCCCUUUUAAGUUUCUGCAGAAACAUUUUACAAAGAGAUACAUCCUUAGCUGGUUUCUCUAACAAGAACAAAAAUUAAAACAGGUUGAUUGAAGAACUGCAUAUCCAUGUAUGAGGACAGAGGAAUCUCUUUCAAAAGGCAUACUGUGGAUUAUACUUUUAUUAUCUAAAAAUGUAUUAAUGAUGCUUUGCUUCAGAACUAUUCUUUUCCUUAUAUGGAAAAGUGCAGAUUUUAUUGGCGGAAACUCAGAAAAAAAUCAAUUACUUCUGAGAGAAGAGAGAUCAAGUUUUCUUGAUAAUGCAGAUGAGAUCAAGAGCCUAGUAUUGCAUGCUGCUCAUCUAUUUUUCUUUUUAAAAAUCUGUUUCUUCAAUGGGAAAAAAAUAGCUUGCUACCAUUCCGGAACAGGGGUCAGAGAGGACAAUUCACCAAUAUGUCUCCUUUUUCAAGCUGCAUGCCAAAAAUUUAUAGGUUGCAUUCCCCCCCCCCCUGGAAAUCACCAAGGGCCUGUAAACUCUGAGUAAUCUGUGAUGCACUCCGUUAAAUAUGAAAUGAUAAUGUAUCCCAAAGCAUCAAAGAAUUCAUCUUUUAACAACAGCAGAUCCAGCACAUUAAGGCAGCUUUUCUUUCCCUGCAUUGUUCAAAAGGUUGCAUGAGAAGGUUCCUGUUUGGCAUCCAUCUCACGGAAACAGCUUGUACAAUCCAUCUCUGAGGACCUCCUGUUUUAAUUGCCUGCCAGAUUCACUAGGGAGAGUGCCAAAGCCAGGGUGGAUGAAGGGGGCUUCUGUUGGAACACAUUAUGAAGCCCUGCUAAUUUGUAAUGCCAAAAGCCCACCUUUUCAUUUCGGUGAUGGAUCUGUGUAAAAGCAGAACAGGUCUGCAGUGAGAUCCUUCAAAUGCAUCUCUCAAUAAUUUUGCCCUGCACGUGGAUCUAUAAUUCUUGAGGCUAUAUGUGGCUGUGUAUCACACUAAUUGAAUUCAGCUAUAGUGAGUUGCAGAAAAGCCAACCAACUGAGACUUAUAAAUCAUCAUUUAUGGCUUUAGGGUGAACCCAGCCAAUUAUGACCUAAGAAACUGUGGACAAACACAGUGUUUGAAUGUAGCUAGUGAAACAACUUGGGUUUGGAGCUGCCUAGGAAGUAACUUGGCCCAGGAACAAAAACUACUUAAAAUUUCAUUUCUAGGAAGAAACUGGAACUUAAUCAUGGCAUUUGUCUUUUUUUUUUUAAUUAGGAAGGCAUCACUUGGAGGGGGACGUUCAAAAUGAGCAAGAUGAUGAUUGUGGCAUUGCAGUGGAAGUCUCACCCUGUUUAUACUUGCAUUGAUAUUAGCAGACAAAUAUCUGCAGAUAUUAGCAGAUAUUAGUAGCCAACAAAAUGGAUAUGAUUUGCAUUAGGACAUCUGACUUGCCCUCUUGCUCUUUUUGACCCACAGAAAGAUACUGCUGAAUGCAUAAGAAAAUAAAUAGUAUGAAGUAGGGCAGAGAUGGAAAAUUCGGAAGAAAUUGCCAGACAGUUGAGUUACCUAAAAGCACAGAGGAAAAAAGUACAUACUUAAACUGCAUGGAACCACCUGACUUUGGCUAAUCUCAAAAAACUAAGCAAGAUUGACUCCAGCUACUACCUGUAUGAGUGAAUUUAAAACCAAUAAAAAUAAAAUUUAGAUAAAAUUUAGGCCAGCCCCGCACGAAUAAAUAGAUGAGUUUUCAAUUCGCGGCGGAAGGUCCGAAGGUCAGGUAUUUGGCGUAACCCGGGGGAAGUUCGUUCCAGAGGGUGGGAGCCCCCACAGAGAAAGAUCUUCCCUUGGGGGCCGCCAGCCAACAUUGCUUGGCGGACGGCACCCUGAGAAGUCCCUCUCUGUGAGAGCGCACGGGUCGGUGGGAGGCGUAAGGUAACAGCAGGCGGUCCCGUAAGUACCCAGGCCCUAAGCCAUGGAGCGCUUUAAAGGUUGUAACCAAGACCUUAAAGUGCACCCGAAAGGCCACAGGCAGCCAGUGCAGUCUGCGCAGGAGCGGUGUUACACGGGAGCUACGUGGAGCUCCCUCUAUCACCCACGCAGCUGCAUUCUGGACCAACUGCAGUCUCCGGGUGCACCUCAAGGGGAGCCCCAUGUAGAGAGCAUUACAAUAAUCCAAGCAAGAGGUAACGAGCGCAUGAGUGACUGUGCACAGGGCAUCCCGAUCAAGGAAGGGGCGCAACUGCCGAACCAGGUGAACCUGGUGGAAGGCCCUCCUGGAGACGGCCGUCAAAUGAUCUUCAAACGACAGCCGUUCAUCCAGGAGAACACUAAGUUGCGCACCCUAUCCUUUGGGGCCAGUAACUCGCCUCCAACAGUCAGCUGCGGCUGCAGCUGACUGUAUCGGGGUGCCGGCAUCCACAGCCACUCCGUCUUGGAGGGAUUGAGCUUGAGCCUGUUCCUCCCCAUCCAGACCCGUACGGCUUCCAAACACCGGGACAGCACUUCGACAGCUUCGUUGGGGUGGCCCGGGGUGGAAAAGUACAGCUGAGUGUCAUCAGCGUACAGCUAGUAUCUCACCCCAAAGCCACUGAUGAUCUCACCCAACGGCUUCAUGUAGAUGUUGAACAGAAGGGGCGAGAGAAUCGACCCCUGCGGCACCCCACAAGUGAGGCACCUCGCGGCCGACCUCUGCCCCCCCGUCAACACCGUCUGCGACCGAUCGGAGAGAUAGGAGGAGAACCACCGAUACACGGUGCCUCCCACUCCCAAUCCCCCCAACCGGUGCAGCAAGAUACCAUGGUCGAUGGUAUCAAAAGCCGCUGAGAGAUCUAGCAAGACCAGGGCAGAGGAAUACCCCCUGUCCCUGGCCCUCCAGAGAUCAUCCACCAACGCGACCAAAGCUGUCUCCGUGCUGUAUCCGGGUCGGAAGCCGGACUGGAAUGGGUCUAGAUAGACGGAUUCAUCCAGGUAUUGGGGUAGCUGCCGCGCCACAGCACUCUCUACAACCUUCGCAACAAAGCAUCAUCUUUGUAUCUAAAUAUAAUUUGUGUCUAAAUUAUAAUUCCUUAUAAACCCCUUUGCUGCUGCUUAGAGCAGCAGUUCUUUACAUGCUUACUUAGGAGUAAGCCCCAAUUUUUCAACUCCUUACCAUCUGCUCCUGAGAACACCUGCAUAAGAUUUGCUGUACAUCUGCUUCUGCCAUUGUGGAAGGUCUGAAUAGAGGCAUUCUUUAGGUCAGGGGUCUGCAAACUUGGCUCUUUUAAGACUUGUGGACUUCAACUCCUGCUUUAGGUUAUCAUAAUUCAUGUCUGCGCCAAAAAGGCUUUACAUUUCAUACUCUUCAAGAGCAAAUAUAUAGAAUACUUUGAAAACUAAUCUCCUCAAAUAUUGGGUAUUCUGUCUAUAUAUACGCUAUGAAGGAUACAACGGCAUAUUGAAGGUUGAAGUACGUUAAAUAAAUAUUGGAUCCCAUGCAAGUCUACAUAUGGUGCUCCCUCAAUUCAGGUAGAAUGAGAGCAAGGGAAUGUUGAAUGCUUGCCAAGGCUGUUGCUCAAAUAUCCUUCCUGUUUCUGUUGAUCCCUGUGCAGAGUCUAAGUGGAUCAUAUAUAGAGUCAACCUCGUCUUAUUUAAGUUUUUUAAAAGACUCACUUAAAGCACAGUAGAGCUGAGCAGUGUAUUGGUAACAAUAGAAACCUCGGUUAUUAAAACAGCAUUUCUUUAGGAUUAAAAAAGCACAGUUUAUAGGCAAUAUCUACAUUUAAAAAACAAACAAAAUGCACUUUUGUUCUGGCAUAUACAACUAUCCUUGAUUAAAUGUUAUAUUACUUUUUAUUGAUGAAAACUAAAUGUACAUUUGAUG